GUCCGGUAGAUGUCUGCCAUUGGUUUUCCAUUUUUUCCGAACUGGGGAUUUAUUUUGAAAAGUCGACAUGGCGUUUACUCUGUGGAGUCUCUUCGAGGCAACACUUUUGUGUCUCAAUGCUGUUUGUGUCCUCCACGAGGAAAGGUUUCUAGUCAAAAUUGGCUGGGGUGCCCAGCAGAAUAUCCAGGGUUUCGGUGAGCCUCCGAGUGUGAAAUCGCAGGCAAUGCACCUUGUGAGGUCGAUAAGAACAGUGGCGAGAUAUCCUCUGAUAUUCCUCAACAUUCUAACGAUACUGGUGAAGCUGGUCCUCGGAUGAUGGGAGAAAGGCAUAAAUCAUUAAUUAAUAAUUGAUGACUCUCCGGAAUGGUGUACAUACAGAUCUAUGACGAUUUUAUAAUAAAAUAAUUUUUCAAUUAUCAUUUGUA
Molecule: messenger RNA, 425 nt
Organism: Fopius arisanus
Lineage: Eukaryota; Metazoa; Arthropoda; Insecta; Hymenoptera; Braconidae
Product: immediate early response 3-interacting protein 1
Exons: 3
Coding region: 68-316 (82 amino acids)
Biological process (GO): endoplasmic reticulum to Golgi vesicle-mediated transport
Cellular component (GO): endoplasmic reticulum membrane; Golgi membrane; COPII-coated ER to Golgi transport vesicle
Source: RefSeq, a predicted model, not a curated record